Molecule: messenger RNA, 2122 nt
Organism: Kockovaella imperatae
Lineage: Eukaryota; Fungi; Basidiomycota; Tremellomycetes; Tremellales; Cuniculitremaceae
Exons: 4
Coding region: 296-1795 (499 amino acids)
Cellular component (GO): RNA polymerase II transcription regulator complex
Molecular function (GO): transcription cis-regulatory region binding; DNA-binding transcription activator activity, RNA polymerase II-specific
Source: RefSeq, a predicted model, not a curated record
CCUCAGUUGUCAGAGGAUUCGGAUGACGAAGGUGUUGCGGGUGGAAGGCGCGGGAGUGGACACGGAGUCUCAAAACGAAAGGCUUCACGUUCUCAGGCCAAUCAUCAUCGAGAUGAAGAGCAUGACGACGACGAAGGUGAGUUGGAUCAGAUUCUGCAUGUAUGCAUGUCACUAAAACGUAACAGAUUCCGACUCAGACUCACCAGACGCUCACGAAGAUAAAAAGCAUGAGGCGAGGAAAGGAGGUCGGAAAUCCAAAGGAGAGGUCGACGAGAAUGGUAAACCCAUCAAGGAGAUGACCAAAGCGCAGCGCAGGAAAGAACAGAAUCGAGCAGCGCAGAAAGCCUUCAGGGAGAGGCGUGAGGCGAAAGUUCGAGAUCUCGAGGAGAAAGUCGCAGAGCUCGAGUCCAAGUCAUACGGUGUCAACGUGGAGAAUGAGAAUCUCCGAGGCAUUCUGAAACGAUUGCAAGAGGAGAAUGUUGCUUUAAAGCAGGCAGCAUUCACCUUCUCCAUGCCUGUUGCCAGUGGAUCUGCUGCUCCGGCUCAAUCCAGCUCCUCCGGCAAGGAGGCGUCUCUCGGAACCACUCGACAGCCAAGUCCCUAUCAAGCGGAAGACCCGUUAAGGUCCAUCAAUGACCCACCUGCUCGAAACGAUUCCCUUGGGUCGAAUGCUUCGCCAGAGCCUCUCCGAUCCGUCAAUUCUCCGAAUCUUCGUGCGGCCAAUGCCUCCACCGAUAGGAGCCCUUCGCAACCUCCUCAGCUUUUCAACGGUGCGACCAACGCGUUUGACAGCAACUUUCUCUCUUCGUACAUGGGGAAACCUGGUUCUCCAAGUAACAGCAUGAAGACAUCUCCACCUAGUGUGCCUGCGUCUUCGCAGUCUGGCCUCACGCCGCAAUCUACAACGAGCACAAAGACUGAGAUCGAAGCCUUGUGGGCCAGCUUCCUCGAUCAACAGGCGCAGCAACGUCAACAAGCUCAGCAACCAAAGACUCCGGGUACCUUGCUCAAGGAGCAGGCCUAUUCCAUGUUUGGUAAUGGUGCGUUCACCGGUAAUGGCUUUGUCACAUCUCCCAAGGCCUUUGAUGCUGGUAACGCGGGCACUGGCGCCGCACCGAGCUUUGAUAAGAUGGCCUUCAGAGACGAUUCGUCCGGAUCAGCCAAGAGUCAGCCUCAAGCACCUGUCUCCGUUCCAGCACCGCAGGACGGCAACAGAGAUCCUUGGGCGGGUAUGAUGGACAGCAGCAUGAAAGACUUCUUGGCUUCGCUCACCGGGGCCAACGAGGAAAGUGCAGAAGUCCCUCCAACCAAGUCACCGGAGGACGAAGACUUCAAUGCGCAACUUCUCAAGCUUCUAGGAGCGGCGUCACCCUCCGCAGCGUUCAAUCUGCCGGUUGGUACGGACAAUCCUUUCAGCCCGACCAAUUACCUCAAUAUGGAACCCUCCCCCUCCGCGAGCGGUUCCAACGGCAUAUCACCCGCUUCGAUGGCCCAGCUCAGCUCCGUAUCGAACUCUGCUUCUCCAGGCUCGUCUGCAGGUGAUGCCGCGACUUCUGUCACUUCGUUCUCGCAAUCCCAGAACGGCGAUGGCUCUCAUGGUCUCUCCGCACAAAAGCGACAAGACUCGGAUGGUAAAGAAUGGGUAUAUAUCGUGGAUCAAAGUGGCAAUGUGAUCAGACCCGCGGACAUGUGGACUGAUUUGGGAUUCAAGAAGCAGGAUGCGAUGCACGAAAUUCUGGUGGAUGAUCUGUGCGAUCUGAUGAAGACGAAGGUGACAUGCAAGGAUGGUGAGUAGAUGGUGGACCCUUUCUGGCUCGGUAACUCACGCUGUACCCCAGGCGUUAAGUAUAUUGGUCAAGACGACGCCAAGCACGUCCUGGAACUGAGAGACGAGUAUCUCCGGCUGCAGCGUCAACAAGGUGCUUCGGUGUAGAAAUUGAACGUUUUUAUGGUCCAAGAAGAUGUCAAUGGAAGAAGUGGUGGCUCCUCCUCUGAUCUCUAUUCUGUCCCCGCUGCUCUGACUACUCGUUUCUCAUGUACUACGCUAUGUAUGAUACGUGUACAAUUUCAUGCUAGGCCAGCUAUUUCGAUAUUAUUAUCCAUGGCGGAGGGAACCCUCUUA